AUGUCCUCGUCACUAUUGACCGCUUCACCUUCGACACAAUCCGCUCCGAGCAGCAGCAAGCAACAACCAGCAUUUGAUGAUGCGUGCUUCAAGACACCACUGCCGUUUAAAAAACCUCGUCGUGGACGUGGUGCAACGUCCACAGCAGCAGGGGGUGGAACCCGUCCGAAUGGCUAUCACUCGUCCGGUAGUACACGUGGACGGGGUGUUGGUAGGCCGCCAUUGCGAACUGUAGCUCCCACGCCACCUCCGCCGCCACCCAAAUUUGUUUUGCAUGAUGUGGCAUGUCCGCAUACGGCAGCUUACCUAGGUGCUCUUAGCCUCCCGAAAUUUGCAUCGGUUCAACCCGAAGGUGAAGUAAAGGAGGAAAUAGUCGACUGUGAUGAGGAGAAGCCAUCUACGUCGAAAGGUGGUGACGGCGUUAAGGAAGAGGUCUCAGAUGAACGUAGUGAUUCUGGAUCGGGUUCAAGCGUAAUAUUGCUUGAAAAUGGGGAAUGUGAUAAUACAAAGGAAAAAACGGGUGAAGAAAAUAAGGAGAAUGGUGCGACAUCCUCAACAGAUAGUUCAGAGGUGUCUAAAGAAGAGUCAACUGAAGAUUCGAAAGAUAAUGUGACAAAUAAACUGCCUUUUGUGGAGGAGACAAUAUUAGACGAGUUUUCAUUGCUGCUGUUCACGUGCUUACCAGAUGCGCAGGUUUUUGAGAAAGAAUUGGAAGCGGUACGUGCACGAGAAGAAAUCGAAAAGAAACGAUUAGCAGCUGAGAAAGCGAUACGAAUUGAAAAAUUAAAACGAAAGAUCCGCUCGAAAAAGCUUAAUUACUAUGAAUUAUUUAUUUAUGGUGCAUUUCUCACUGUACACGCGGAGCUUCGACAGAAAUCUAAGGCCAUAGCAGUGGAGUUGGCCGGGGAAAUUGAAGGAUAA
Molecule: messenger RNA, 921 nt
Organism: Haemonchus placei
Lineage: Eukaryota; Metazoa; Nematoda; Chromadorea; Rhabditida; Trichostrongylidae
Source: the annotation of a GenBank genome assembly